Molecule: messenger RNA, 1384 nt
Organism: Magnolia sinica
Lineage: Eukaryota; Viridiplantae; Streptophyta; Magnoliopsida; Magnoliales; Magnoliaceae
Product: FAD synthetase 1, chloroplastic-like
Exons: 5
Coding region: 60-1157 (365 amino acids)
Biological process (GO): C-terminal protein methylation; riboflavin biosynthetic process
Cellular component (GO): endoplasmic reticulum
Molecular function (GO): FMN adenylyltransferase activity; protein C-terminal S-isoprenylcysteine carboxyl O-methyltransferase activity
Source: RefSeq, a predicted model, not a curated record
UCUUUCUUUUGCUAGAACCGGUUCACUCACUAUUCUCAGUCCCCGCUCCGUGGCUGAGGAUGGAAAGCGGCUGCCGCGUUUCCCAUUACUGGCGAGGCUACGAGCUGGGGUUAUAUUCGAAAUUCCGAAUUUACCCCUACCUUGCUCCCCGGAAUUACAUUAAAAGACCCUCUCGAGGAAGCAGAGAGCAGCAGCUGCGGCGAACCAUCGCUGCCGGUUUUCCUCAAGUUUCCUCGUCUCAUCCCAACGCACCAAUGGUCGCCGAUUGUUUCAGUCAGCAGGAAGAUGAUCGGGAAUUUCAGUUGGAAGGAUCAUCCCCUGUAGCAGGAGGUAUAGUAGCUUUAGGAAAGUUUGAUGCUCUUCACAUUGGUCAUCGAGAACUUGCAAUACAAGCGUCAAAGGCUGGGAGUCCUUUUCUCCUGUCAUUUGUAGGAAUGGCAGAAGUACUUGGUUGGGAGAGCAGGGCUCCUAUUGUUGCGAAAUGCGAUCGGAAGCGGGUUCUUUCCUCUUGGGCGCCAUACUGUGGUAAUGUAGUCCCACUUGAAUUUGAGGUUGAAUUUUCAAAUGUUAGACAUCUCACUCCACGGCAGUUUGUUGAGAGGCUAUCCAAGGAGCUCAAAGUAAGCGGAGUUGUGGCAGGCGAGAACUAUCGGUUUGGGUAUAAAGCUUCAGGGGAUGCAGCGGAGCUGGUCAAGCUAUGCAAGGAGUAUGGGUUAGGUGCGUACAUUGUGAGCUCCAUCAUGGACAAAAGCCAAUGCUCCUCUGACGGAAGAAGUAAAAGCUGCGAUUUGAGGGAGAGGGGCCAGGUGUCUUCAACUCGCGUACGCCAUGCUCUUGCUGAGGGCGACAUGAAAUACGUGUCAGAGCUUUUGGGGAGGAGCCACCGUGUCAUGCUUACAAUGGAUGGCAAUUGUUUUGGCAACAUAAAUAGGAUGUCAGCUCCCAAGUCAUGUUUGUUGAACCAGCCGCCCAAGGAGGGUGUUUAUGAGAACUGCAUUCUACUGGUUGAUCAUGUGUAUGUGGGACCAUGCAAACUGAUGAUUGAUGAAACGGACAUCCAUGUGGAACUAAAUGGCGUGGAAGGUACACAGGCAUGGGUCCCAUUUCGGGACUGUCAACUCCUGGGCAUUGAGUUCAGUGAUACAGGAGGAGAUUGACAUGACAGUAUAUCAGAUGUGAUGGAUGGAGCUGUGAAUUUUUUUUUUUCCAUUACGCCCGAUGGUGCCGAUAUUAAGUUGUAUAGUUAAAUUGUGUUAAUCAAAGAAAUAGGACCACUCACUUGCAUGAUGCAAGGGUAUAAGUGUAACUAAUCAUCCAUUCUUUCACAUAAAUAUUUAUUGUGGUUUCAGUUGAUAGUUAUGAAAACAUUGCACCCAAAAUUCAU